Hypoxylon fragiforme is the source of this 1192-nucleotide messenger RNA. RefSeq names its product Ctr copper transporter family protein. Gene Ontology annotation, molecular function: copper ion transmembrane transporter activity. The coding region runs from base 578 to 1060 and encodes 160 amino acids. The transcript has 4 exons. The record is from RefSeq and is a predicted model, not a curated record. Gene Ontology annotation, biological process: copper ion transmembrane transport. Lineage: Eukaryota; Fungi; Ascomycota; Sordariomycetes; Xylariales; Hypoxylaceae. Gene Ontology annotation, cellular component: membrane.
GCCGCGAGAUGCCGCUGCUAUCCUGAUCCUAACAUUUAUCCUAACAUUUAACUAAAAGGGAAGAUUGAAAGAAAGGAAGAAGCUUCAUGACCCCCACCAUAACUAUAUCACUGCAUGCUUACCUCAUUACAUGUACAUUGUAUCCUCUUGGGAUGUCAUUACCUAAUGCCUACAGGCGACAUCUGGAUCUGUGUAUCCACCAAACGGGACAACCCCUACCACUAACCUACCCUGGUUAGUACGGUCUACUAGCGCAGGCUCGUACCUAACUCUGGGGACGUUUUAGGUUCACCACCUAUCAACACCGAACCAUCUGACACCAUCGUCACGCAUCUCAACGGGGAUUGAGCACAUUUAAGCAAGUUUCCAACUGUUUAUCAAGCAUCAAGUAGCAUCAAGCAACUUUUUUGAAUACUUUUCUUUCUUCCUUCUUUCUCUUGUCUUUAGAUUACACAUAUUUCUUGAUAUCUAUUGUCAUAUACAACUUUCAAUUUGAUUAUUUUCCCGUCUUUGUCAUUCAAUUCCACCUCACUUCAACGAAUUGUAUCUCGUAACUGAUAGACCAACGAUCGUCAUCAUGGACCACUCGCAUAUGGAUCAUGGACACAUGGGCCACGGUGAUAUGGGGCAUGGCGAUAUGCCAAUGCCAAUGUGCAGUAUGAACAUGCUCUUCACCUGGGACACCACCAACCUGUGCAUCGUCUUCCGUCAGUGGCACGUUCGCGGUCCCACUUCCCUGAUCUUCAGCUUGCUGGCCAUCAUCGCCCUCUGCGCCGGCUACGAGGCUCUCCGUGAGGCCAUCCGACGAUACGAGCAGUCAAUUGCUACCAAGCAGGAUGCUUCCCUCAGACGGAGUGGCCAGGCCGAUGCGAUUGGGCGGCGGGCCCAUUUGGUCAAGUCUGUGCUAUACGGCGUGCAGAACUUCUAUGCGUUUAUGAUUAUGUUACUGUUUAUGACCUACAACGGCUUCGUUAUGUUAUCCGUCGCCAUCGGCGCCGGCCUCGGAUACUACUUCUUCGGUUCGCGUACGAAGGCAACUAAGGAAACGGCUUGCCAUUAAAGAGAAUGAGGUCCUGGAUUUAUCAGAAUGCGAGUUUACAAGUUAAUAAAGGGGUGUCGAAGCAAGAAGCAUGAAAUCGAUUAAGAAAGCAUGAUGAGGCUAUUGGAAAGAGGGAGACGACGUUAAGCGGUU